GAAGUAAACUGCGGGACUGCAGGAAAAGAUUAACUUACACUCACAGGUGUGGACUGAGCUAGGGGAGGAACUUUAAGGAAUGACGACGCACUGGAAACCAGCAGAACAGUGAUCUGAAACAUAACGGUUCCGGUACCGAAGACUCGGGGAAUAAUUAAAGUGUUCAUGAGCUCAAGUUCACACGCUGUACCAUGGAGAAGUACGAGAAGCUGGCUAAGAUUGGCGAGGGCUCCUAUGGAGUGGUGUUUAAAUGCCGGAACAAGGAAACAGGCCAGAUAGUUGCCAUCAAGAAGUUUGUGGAAUCCGAGGAUGAUCCAGUCAUCAAGAAGAUAGCACUAAGGGAAAUCAGAAUGCUAAAGCAACUAAAGCAUGUAAACCUGGUCAACCUGCUGGAGGUAUUCAGGAGAAAGAGAAGACUUCACUUGGUCUUUGAGUUUUGUGAGCAAACUGUCCUCAACGAACUCGACAAGCACCCCAGAGGGGUUCCUGAGGUCCAGCUGAAGAGCAUGGUCUGGCAGAUUCUUCAGGCUGUCAACUUCUGCCACAAACACAAUUGCAUCCAUCGGGAUGUGAAGCCAGAAAACAUCCUUCUAACCAAGACAGGCAUCAUUAAGCUGUGUGACUUUGGGUUUGCCCGCAUCCUGACUGGCCCAGGUGAUAUCUACACUGACUACGUGGCCACACGUUGGUACCGAGCACCGGAGCUUCUGGUGGGAGACACACAGUACGGCCCCCCGGUGGACGUGUGGGCGCUGGGCUGUGUCUUUGCUGAACUCCUUCUUGGAAGUCCACUGUGGCCUGGACGCUCAGAUGUAGAUCAGCUUUACCUUAUCCGCAAGACACUGGGUGACCUGAUCCCUCGACACCAGCAGGUGUUUCGCUCCAAUGCUUUUUUCAGUGGAGUCAGCAUUCCUGAACCAGAUACCAUGGAGCCCCUUGAGAAGAAGUUCUAUGGUGCUUCGCCUCAUGCCGUUACUGUGAUGAAGUCCUGUCUCAUGAUGGACCCUGCUGACAGACUGACAUGUGAGGAGUUAUUAGAGCUGCCAUACUUCCAGGAUGAGGGUGGACUUGGUUGGGGACGAGAAAGUGAUCGACCCAUGAGGCGCCAUGAGAAAGGUGCUAGACGCAGAGUGCCAGGGGCCCAGUAUUUGCCUCAACUUACCAGCAGCACCACCUCCCAGGCAUCUGAGCUAAAGAACAAGCACAAGCCUAAGUAUGACCACCAUUUGCCCAACAUUUAACUCUGAAAGAGAAAUAAAAAUGCUGGCACAUUAACAAGGGCAUUAGGGGAUUUGAAUUCAGAAUAUUUCAACUAAAUUUCUAUAACCCCUGUACAAAUUGUAGUUAUGAAGAACAUUGCAUUAAAUGGCACUGCCAUAAAGUUUGAUGUUGAUUUACUUUAAAUGGAAUUAGAUGUGUAAUUAAAGCUUUUUCAUAUAUUUUUAUCAUGUAAAAAUCUUGAUAUACUGUGCAAACAUUAAAUGGAUGUGACUAGUCAAUAUAUACUAAUAUAUCAGUAUGUUACUCAGUACAUUACCUCAUAUAAUACAGUACAUCAGCCAGAAACUUAGCAUGUGGCCUUAGUCAAAUUAUUACUAUGCAAUAUAAAUUGUAGCUCAUCUACUAGGUGUCUAUUUCUAGUCCUAGCUUGCUCAGAUUGGUGCCAAAUGUACUGUAUCAGGGAGUAGCAUAAUUUCUACUGCUCACAUUGCUCUCAGAAAACAUAAAUCAGUGCAUUUUAACAUGGAUGAAAGUUUGAAUUUUACAUGUUCUUUUUGGGGAUUCAGAGCCUUUUUUUUUAGGUUUUAUGUGUAACCUUUCUGAAAUCCUUUUUUUUUCAGCAUCUGUAAUUUUGUCAUGUCCCAUAGGUUGUGUGUUGCACUUAUACAAAAUGUUUAGCAGAAGUGGUGAGAAGUCUCUCUAAAACUCCCUGCCGUUUAUACAUGAUGAUUAUAUAUGUUAUGUAGAUCCAAAUAUUUGACUUAUUUAACAAUAAACAAAAAUGAAGUAAGAAAGAAAGAAAGAAAGAAAGAAUGAUGACAUUCUCAGGAAUUUUCACAUAAGUCAUACAACUUACAACAAUGUUACAAUAUUUUCUAAAACAAGUUUGUUUUUUAAUCUGUGGCGUGAUCACAUGGUAUUAUAACAAUACAAAUUAGCAUAUUCCAGAGUGUAUUAACAAAAU
Messenger RNA from Clarias gariepinus (North African catfish), 2185 nucleotides. Its product is annotated as cyclin-dependent kinase-like 1. Gene Ontology annotation, molecular function: cyclin-dependent protein serine/threonine kinase activity; ATP binding. Gene Ontology annotation, cellular component: nucleus. Lineage: Eukaryota; Metazoa; Chordata; Actinopteri; Siluriformes; Clariidae. Gene Ontology annotation, biological process: protein phosphorylation. The record is from RefSeq and is a predicted model, not a curated record. The transcript is spliced from 11 exons. Bases 192 to 1241 code for a protein of 349 amino acids.